AUGUGUGAUCAGACCUUUCUGGUUAACGUAUUUGGCUCCUGCGACAAAUGUUUCAAACAAAGGGCUCUGAGACCAGUUUUUAAGAAAUCUCAACAGCUCAGCUACUGCUCAGUAUGUGCAGAAAUUAUGGCCACGGACGGGCUGCACGAGAACGAGACGCUGGCGACGCUGAAGAGCGAGGCCGAGAGCCUCAAGGGCAAGCUGGAGGAGGAGCGGGCCAAGCUGCACGACGUGGAGCUGCACCAGGUGGCGGAGCGGGUGGAGGCGCUGGGCCAGUUCGUCAUGAAGACCAGGCGGACCCUCAAAGGCCACGGGAACAAAGUGCUGUGCAUGGACUGGUGCAAAGACAAGCGGAGGAUCGUGAGCUCGUCCCAGGACGGGAAGGUGAUCGUGUGGGAUUCCUUCACAACUAACAAGGAGCAUGCGGUCACCAUGCCCUGCACGUGGGUGAUGGCGUGUGCGUACGCCCCGUCGGGCUGUGCCAUUGCGUGUGGGGGCUUGGAUAACAAGUGUUCUGUGUACCCACUGACCUUUGACAAAAACGAAAGCAUGGCUGCCAAAAAGAAGUCUGUGGCUAUGCACACCAACUACCUGUCGGCCUGCAGCUUCACCAACUCGGACAUGCAGAUCCUGACGGCGAGCGGGGACGGGACGUGCGCCCUGUGGGACGUGGAGAGCGGGCAGCUGCUGCAGAGCUUCCACGGGCACGGGGCCGACGUGCUCUGCUUGGACCUGGCGCCCUCGGAAACCGGAAACACCUUUGUGUCCGGGGGCUGUGACAAGAAGUCCAUGGUGUGGGACAUGCGCUCCGGCCAGUGCGUGCAGGCCUUUGAAACCCAUGAAUCAGACGUCAACAGUGUCCGGUACUACCCGAGCGGAGACGCCUUCGCCUCAGGAUCAGAUGACGCUACGUGUCGCCUCUACGACCUCCGGGCAGACAGAGAGGUGGCCAUCUAUUCCAAGGAGAGUAUCAUAUUUGGAGCAUCCAGCGUGGACUUCUCCCUCAGUGGUCGCCUGCUGUUUGCUGGAUACAACGAUUACACCAUCAACGUCUGGGAUGUGCUCAAGGGGGCCCGAGUCUCCAUCCUGUUUGGACAUGAAAACCGUGUUAGUACUCUGCGGGUGUCCCCUGAUGGAACUGCUUUUUGCUCAGGAUCCUGGGAUCACACCCUAAGAGUCUGGGCUUAA
This is a messenger RNA of Pipistrellus nathusii (Nathusius's pipistrelle), 1188 nucleotides long. The record is from the annotation of a GenBank genome assembly. NCBI's taxonomy places the organism in Eukaryota, Metazoa, Chordata, Mammalia, Chiroptera, Vespertilionidae.